Molecule: messenger RNA, 3587 nt
Organism: Aspergillus alliaceus
Lineage: Eukaryota; Fungi; Ascomycota; Eurotiomycetes; Eurotiales; Aspergillaceae
Gene: facB
Product: C6 transcription factor FacB/Cat8
Exons: 5
Coding region: 530-3118 (862 amino acids)
Biological process (GO): regulation of DNA-templated transcription; DNA-templated transcription
Molecular function (GO): DNA-binding transcription factor activity, RNA polymerase II-specific; zinc ion binding; DNA binding
Source: RefSeq, a predicted model, not a curated record
GGGAAUCGUAAGCUAGAAUUUUCCAUUGGCGGAAGGUCUGGUAGCGGCUCCACCGGGCUACCCCACAGCCACACCCCUUUGAGUGUGAAUCCGUCACCCGCACUGCUGCCAAUACAUUUGCCGUACGGAGCACCGCGGACAUUUGGAAAAGAUUGGCCUUUCCCAACGCGCGCUGAGGCUUCUCCUCUUGCCUUUCUUCCUAUUCUCCUCUCCACGACUAACCGCCACCUUUCAUACAUACUUACAUCUAUCAAUACCUUGUCGAUAAGCCUAUACCGCCAAUAUAUCUGAAUUAUUUUUCGUCUAUUACAACGUUUGUCGACUAUCGACUAUCCUUUACCAACUUUUGAAAGUCGGUCACAUACUUUGAACGGCACCGGGCCCGCUACUGUACAGUAAUACAUAUUAUCACUUGAGAGCCUACAUUUCAGCCCACCCAAGUGUAAAUCGAAUUCACUACGAAUAGUAAUCAAAUCGAAAGCCAAGAAACAGCCUUUUCGGCGGCAGAUGCGAAGAGCAUCCGGCCAACAUGCCUGGAAUUCUCCCGAUGAAAGUGAUCAAGGUCGGCAACGGCGCCCAAAGUCGUAUCGCCCAGGCCUGUGAUCGAUGCAGAAGCAAGAAGAUUCGCUGUGAUGGUGUCCGUCCAUGUUGUACACAAUGCGCCAAUGUCGGUUUCGAAUGUAAAACGAGCGACAAACUGAGUCGCCGCGCUUUCCCUCGUGGAUACACCGAAUCGUUGGAGGAACGGGUGCGAGCUCUCGAGUCAGAAGUGAGGGAUCUGAAGAAUUUGUUGGAUGAAAAAGAUGAGAAAAUCGACGUACUGUCUCGGAUACAUUCUUUCUCUCCCUCUUCGCAACAAAGGACUGCUGCCUCUGUACGGUCGUCCGAAUCGGCCAAGUCGAGUCCGUCCGACACGAACGAGGGUGUCAUUCAGGUCCAGGAGCCGCCAAGCGAAUCAUCUAAUAGCGGAUCCGUUGGGAUCUCCAGUAUACGUGGCUAUGGUGAUGUUUUCAUAAGUAGGCUCAUGGAUCAGGGCCGAUUGCCCCCAAAUGUCUCGACGAGGGCUUUGACAGCCUCUCCCGCUGCUAUCUCUACCUCUCGUACCGAUCAGAUCAUCAAGACCGCACCACGACUCGUGUCUGAUCAACUUAUUAAUAUUUUCUUCCAAGAGUGGGCUCCUCUCUAUCCAGUUGUUCACAGGCCUACCAUUCUCAAGGCCUACGAGCAGUACCUGUCGAAUACGGAAACCUUGCAAGGCAGUAAGCACGAUAUGGCGCAGCUGAACUUGAUAUUUGGCAUUGCUGCGCUUGCAUCAACUACGAGAACCAACCAGGACCCAACGUUCUUCGAGGAUAAUUGGUCUCCUGUCAUUGAAUCGCUCUCUGGCGAUGUCUCCAUCCCAACCUUGCAAUGCUAUGUUCUGGCUCAGUUGUACUGCAUGACCAAAGGCGACUAUACCGGUCUUCUACGCUACCGAGGUUCUGCCGUUAGCCUUUGUCAUCAAUUGAGACUUCAUCAGAGUCAAAAACGCUUUUCUCCCAACCCACUUGUCGCUGAAACACGGAAGAAGGUGUUUUGGUGCCAAUACGUGGUUGAUCGUUUCACCACUGCUCUAACUGGGUUGCCUGUUCUACUGCGCGAGGAGGGCAUUCGUACAGAGUAUCCCGAGGAUAUUGAUGACGAGAAUGUCACUGAAACAGGUUUCCUACCCACCCUUCCUGGCGAGUCCACUCGGAUCUCUAGCGCGAUCGCAUUAUUUGCGGCAUCCAGAGUACUGAACAAGGCUUUGGAAGAUCUAUAUCCGUCUGAUGGGGGAUACGAAAUUCCAGUGUCGAAACUCCGUUCAGUUGCAGGACAGCUGGAUGGAUGGGUGAAGAACUUGCCUCCCCACCUCCGUCUCGAGUUCUUGCAGGAUAAGCCCAGCACAAAUGUUACGAGUAGCCGGUCGCCACUUUUGUCCCUUGUUUACUACUUCAUCCGUUCACUAAUCCAUCGCCCGGCUGUCUGCUUCGGCGAGGAACAAAUCCGUUCACCGUCUGCUCUCGCCGUCUCCGACUGCAGCAAACGUAUCGUCCAAAUUCUUCAGCUUCUUGAUGAGAGGCGCCUUUGCCUCUCUGUCAGCGUCAACCGUAGAGAGCUGAUAUUCUCUUCCGGUCUCGGUCUUUUGUGGCAAAACAUUGGGCUCAAACGCGACAGCAAGCUUGUCAAAGAGAGUCAGAAGUUGCUCACUGCGAUCAUUGACCAGUUAGAGCCAGAGUCCCCAGUUGCUGCUGCGGAAUUUAGUACGUUGGCUGGCGCAUUAGUCUCGCUGGAUGGCAGCAAACGAGCAACAUCUGAUAAGUCUCGCGAAAUGUCGCCACCGGAGCAAAAGACUUCAAGGUCCCCUAAAAAGCAGCUUCAAGCCUUGAAGGCCCGCUUAGCUGCUAGUGCGGGCUUGGGUCAGCCUGCAAAACAAGACUCGCUGUCGCGCAGAAAUACCAUCUCGGGGGCUAGCCCUCAUGCUGCCCAGCGUCAGAUCCGGUCUUCUAGUUGGGCCAGUCUCCCUGCCCCCGGGGACUUGCACCUUCCAGGGGACAAGAUGUAUUAUACCUCCCAUCCUAUAAGCUACGAUCACGGCCAUGUGCUGUCCAGCUCUGUACCCUCAGAUGUCCCCCACGGAGCCAUUACGAUGUCUGAUUGGGAGUUUGUUCUCAGUGAUAUGGACCGAGGCUAUUCUAACAUCUUCACUGGAAUUUAUGGCGGUAAGGAGUGUGGUGACGACACCGGGCCUUUCGCAUCCCUGACGGCCGAAUAUGCACAUAAGCCCAGCCCAAUGACCGCGCCUCUGCCAGGAUCCCAGAUUGAUCUCCAGGGACUUUCCCCCGAAGCCUGGUCUUCCAGCAGCAAUAGCGACAUGCCCACCAAUCGGGAGAUUGCGCCGGCACAGAGCGUGCUCAGUUAUUCGGAUGAGAGCAUGGGCAGCACGGAAGACGCGGCACCGUACAAUGACAUCCGGUUGUCUCCGGAAGGGCAAGCUAAUCUUUUGGAUCCCUUCCAGGGCGUUGUGAUGCCGGCUGCGGGGGAUGAGGUCACUGAUUUUGGACUGAUCAACGGGUGGGAUCGGCGGCUGGCCGCUUGAACCGAUUGCACCAUAUACAUUUGUUGUCUUGGGCUGUGGAGUUUCAUAUCGCUGGCUUGGAGUGACUUGGGCGGCGUAUGCACAGAUGAUUUUCUUUUUGAUACCUGGGAAAUUGUAUGGAGUUCAUGGGUUACGUAUGUAUGGUACAACAGGCUCUCCGGCGGGAUAUCUCUCGUUUGUAACGAGGGGCACUGGGGAGAUGUUUAAUGUUUUGUAUAUGCUUUCGUCUUUUGGAUGAUUCCGUUACGUAUAGUGCCAGGGACUAGGAUCUGGCAGCCAAUCUGCUUCUAGCGAAUAAUGAACGAGAUGCACAUUUUGAUACUGUACCUCACGGUAAUCCUUCCUGAUCGAUAGUCAGGAUGCGGGGGUUCUCAAGGAUAUUUAAGGUAUGUCGCAGAUAGAGAGAUCAUGCAUGGCCGUAAACCGGGUACAAUCGGAGAUUUCAGUAGAUGAAACGCGAAGAUCAAAC